Molecule: messenger RNA, 378 nt
Organism: Mycotypha africana
Lineage: Eukaryota; Fungi; Mucoromycota; Mucoromycetes; Mucorales; Mycotyphaceae
Exons: 3
Biological process (GO): double-strand break repair via homologous recombination; mitotic cell cycle checkpoint signaling; response to ionizing radiation
Cellular component (GO): SOSS complex
Molecular function (GO): DNA binding
Source: RefSeq, a predicted model, not a curated record
UCCAAUCUCCUUGCUAUUAAAGAUACACAUCCCAUGGCAAGAAAUUUUGAUUGUGAGGUGAUCGUACUAGAAAAAGAGGAUGAAGUUACUAGAACUCGUGAUGGCGACCUUAUACAUAGAUUUUUGGUAGCUGAUAAAACAGGUUCUAUCACAUUAAGUGUAUGGGGUGAAAUAGGUGGAUACAUUCAUACCGGAGAUAUAUUACGUAUCAACGGAGGCUGUAAAAUUAAAAGGAUUGGACAAGAUACAUUUCCGUUUAAUGAAAAACCGAAUAUGUCUGAAAAUCUCUAUCAAAAUCAGAUUCCUGGUACUUUCCACAGUGAACAGCAGAGUAAUAAUUUACAGCAACAGUCAGCAAGAAAUGAACCCUAUCAACCG